CCUACAGGAAGCUGUUUAUGUUCAUGAACGCCGCGUCACUCUUGUCUAAAUUGAACCCGUUGGGUCGGAUGUAAUACAAAAAUGAACCCUUUAUUAUCACCUAUAAAGUUAUUUGUUUAUUUUAUUAUAUCGUUUGCGUGCAAUGAGAUCGCCUGGUGCAACAACGGCAGAAAGAUCGGCGACGUCCAAGAUGCUGAAUUUGGGGAUUUUUCCUUUCCUCUAGAGCAUUCCUUUGAAGUUGAUGACGUGGGGCGGUUCCGGGGACGUGGAGCGCUGCAGCUGAAAGCCGGCAAGGAUCCCGGAGUGACCCUGAGUCAGAACCAGCUGUCUCAAGAUGACAGAAUCAAGCUUAAAGAUGUGGCGGCGGUGGAUGGUCUGUACAGGAUCCGAGUGCCUCGGGUUUCGUUGCAAGCGGACAGGCAGAAUGAUCGGCAAAUAGACGGAUACCUUACCGCCUUUGUCAGAGCUUGUGCUAUGGUGGAGUCCCACUUGAGCGAUGUCAUUACGCUGCACACCGACGUGUCGGGCACACUGAUCGGCGUCUCCAUCGUCACGCUUCCCGGAGCCUGCAGGGGGACAGAGGUGGAGGAUGACGUGGACCUGGAGGUCUUCAACACCACACUCGCCGUCAUGGCACCUGUCAACGCGCCCGGACCCGAGACGGCGCUGUUCUUGGAGCGCAUGGAACAGGAAUCGGAGAAGAAAGGCAAGAAUCCCCAGGAGCAAAAGUCUUUCUUCGCUAAAUACUGGUAUUUGAUACUGGGAGGCGCCAUCUUCCUCAUGGCCUCAAAUUCGGCACAGCCCCCAGCAGGGGGAGGCAGAGAGCAGAGUUGACCCCCCCCCUCACUGGAAUGGAUGUACAUCGUGCCACUGGUUCUUUUCCUGAUGAUGUCCGGUGCUCAGGACCAAUCAGGUGGCGGCGGAGGUGGAGCAGCUAACGGCGGUGGACGAUAACCAGCCAAUAACGUUUUUGGGAGGGGUAGUGGGGUAUUCUCCAGUGAUCUGCUGUGAUUGUUCAUGUUUUGUUUUUAAGACUACUUUGAAGAGAUUAAUAAAAAUAUUUAUUAACUGA
This is a messenger RNA of Corythoichthys intestinalis (scribbled pipefish), 1072 nucleotides long. It is a transcript of the gene emc10, whose product is annotated as ER membrane protein complex subunit 10. The coding region runs from base 82 to 834 and encodes 250 amino acids. Lineage: Eukaryota; Metazoa; Chordata; Actinopteri; Syngnathiformes; Syngnathidae. The record is from RefSeq and is a predicted model, not a curated record. The transcript has 8 exons. Gene Ontology annotation, cellular component: EMC complex.